Messenger RNA from Cottoperca gobio, 4748 nucleotides. RefSeq names its product aryl hydrocarbon receptor-like. Bases 544 to 3255 code for a protein of 903 amino acids. Lineage: Eukaryota; Metazoa; Chordata; Actinopteri; Perciformes; Bovichtidae. Gene Ontology annotation, cellular component: aryl hydrocarbon receptor complex; nucleus. The record is from RefSeq and is a predicted model, not a curated record. The transcript is spliced from 11 exons. Gene Ontology annotation, molecular function: protein dimerization activity; nuclear receptor activity; transcription cis-regulatory region binding. Gene Ontology annotation, biological process: regulation of transcription by RNA polymerase II; xenobiotic metabolic process; response to xenobiotic stimulus.
AGCUGCUGUCACUUUAUGUCAAACUUUGACAUCUUACCACGAAGGAAACAACACGUUUCUCUCUGAAUAACUUCACACUCGUAGGAGGGACAGUAUACACUUGUUGCAUGUACAGUUUGUGUAUUUUACAGCCGAGGACAAGGAGGAAAACAAAGGAAAAGCUGUACACCAAUCACAAAGCGCGAGACAGAGAUACAGAUAUGUAACAGAGGAUUUGAUUGGCUGGAGCAGCAGAGAGCCACACAGGGAGGACCGGCUGGUGUGUAUGUGUUGCUGUACUUCUCUUUGAAAGUUUCUAAUUGAGCUUCUGACCGACAGGGUUGCGGCAAAAUGUUGCAAGACUUCAUAUAUGUGGAUUAUUUAUCUCCAGCGUCGGACUGAGCCGAGUUAAAGUGAAAUUAACUGCUUUUUUUUAAAGGACCCUGGCAGGAAAGGAACAUAUAGGGUGUGCCUGGAGGAAAAAACAAAACACUUUUUAAUGCUUUUUUUGGUUAUUUGAAGUGGAAAAAAAAGGAAAGUUGAAGCAGAUACCUGAGCGGAACCAUGCCGGGGAAUGGCGGAGUGUACGCGGUGAAGAGGAGGAAAAAGCCCGUUCAGAAAAGUGCGAAGCCACCGCCGGUGAAGAUCAAUCCAUCCAAACGCCACCGGGACCGCCUGAAUGGAGAGCUGGAGCGCCUCACCAGCAUGCUGCCGUUCUCCGAGGAGGCCAGAGGUCGCCUGGACAAACUGUCUGUGCUGCGGCUCAGUGUGGGAUACCUCAAGGUUAAGAGUUACUUCCAUGCGGCGCUACAGAAGCACGUGAGGUCCGCUCCUCUCGUGUCUGUAAACGACAGAAAUGGACAUUCGGUGUCUCUGGAUGGAGUCAAUAUUUCCGAGGGGGAACUUCUCCUCCAGGCUUUAAAUGGUUUCGUGUUGGUCGUGACGACUGACGGCACAAUCUUCUACACGUCCGCGACCAUCCAGGACUUCCUGGGCUUCCAUCAGUCCGACGUUCUCCACCAGAGUGUGCACGAUCUCGUUCACAUGGACGACAGAGAGACGUUCAAAUGUCAGCUCCACUUCGCCCUCAACCCGAGCGACACGCACGCAGACAUGAGAGCAGAAGCUUUUCAGUCGAGCGGUGAAGUUUCGAGCAGCUCUGUGAGCUUCUUGUCUCAGUACGUCCCUCCGGAGAACUCCUCUUUCCUGGAGAGGAACUUCUGCUGUCGCCUUCGCUGCCUCCUGGACAACACCUCUGGAUUCCUGGCUCUAAACUUCAACGGGCGUCUGAAGUACCUGCAGCAAAACACCAGGGCUGAUGGGACGGCGGCUCCUCCUCAGCUGGCUCUGUUUGCCAUCGCCACUCCUCUGCAGCCUCCUUCAGUCAUGGAGAUCCGCACUAAGACCCUCAUCUUCCAGAGUAAACACAGGAUGGACUUUGCUCCUGUGGGGAUAGACACCAGAGGGAAGCUGGUUUUGGGAUAUUCGGAGAUAGAGUUGCUCACAACAGGCUCUGGCUAUCAGUUCAUCCACGCUGCUGACAUGAUGUACUGCGCUGACAACCACCUCCGGAUGAUGAAGACAGGAGACAGUGGCUUCACGUUCUUCAGGCUGCUCACCAAAACAGGACACUGGUUGUGGGUUCAGGCCACUGCCAGGAUCGUCUUCAAGGGAGGAAGACCAGACUUCAUCAUCGCUCGUCAGAAGGCCAUGAAAAACGAAGAAGGAGAGGAACACUUGCACCAGAGAAGACAGCAGCUCCCCUUUAACCUGGCCACUGGUGAAGGUGUCCUGUAUGAUAAUUCUCUGGAAUCCAUCCCUGGUGCACCGAGCACCACGGACCCCAUAACAGAGAAACCUUUGGACCCCGCCUCCCUCUUGGGAUCCCUUCGCCGGCAGGACCAAUCUGUUUACACACAGCGACAGAAACCCAGUCCUCAGCUCGCAAUCCUCACCCAAAUGGAGGACGCCGAUUUUGAACAACCCCAGCCGUCCUUGGAGCAAGUGUUCCUGGACAGCCGCGCUCUGCUGAGUGUGCCGGGCCAGAUCCAAGCCUCGCAGAAGAGGUCUAUCACAGGGGACCUCACAUCGGAGGCAAUGAUUGAGUCGUUGGAGCAGAUCUUGGAGGAUUUUGGGAACGGAGGGAUUGAGGGUCUUGAAGUUGAGGAGACAGAGCUGAGGGACUGGCAGAACACGCUCGUCAGGAUGAACGAGGAGAGGGAAGACGGAUCGAGGGAACUAAAUCACAUCCUGGCCAAUGACGUUUUCUCAUAUGUGGAGGAGGCUCUGAGGAGAGAGUCCUGUGGGUAUCUGCAGGGUGCAGAUCAUGUUGACAGUGUAUCCAUCCAAGGAGAGCAUCCUGAGUCUGUGUUUUCAGAUAAUGAGUGGCAGAAAAUGAUGGAGAUGAAAUCUGGCUUUGCAGAGCAGGUUCUGUUGGAAGAUGUUCUCGGUGGUGUUGGACUAAAAGACGCUUCUCAAGCUGUGUUUCACAGGGCGGCACACACGCAGGAACACGCCUCUUCACUGUGGCCUUCAAGCAGCAGCAAUUACCACUGUGGCAACCAAAUGAUUUCAACACAGUCUUGGCUUCCAUCUGUUCAAAUCACCAACAAUAUCCACAGCGGCCAUCAACCUGGCUCGGAUGUGACCAACCAAAGUGUACAAGAUACACAAACUGGUUCACAGCAGACUUACAUGGGGCAACAGCUUCAGAGGCCUUCAGUGUGGCAACAACAACAACAACAACAACAACAACAACAACAACAGCUGCAGCAAAGUUUUCACCAUCACACACUGACACAUUCCUCACACACACCAGGUACAGCGAACUCAACCGCUCAGUCGUUCUACCCGCAAAUGCAGAGCUUACCGAGCAGCUGCAUGUUUGAGAAAAGAGAUGGCAGCCGAGCGAACGCUGCUGCUGUUCCCAUCAGACAGAACGGGCCUCUCCUAGGAACCGUACACGCUACAGAGUCGACUACAAACGCUGCCUUCACCCUGCUGCAUCCGGGCAUCGGAGUCAUCAGCCAGGGGAUGAUGCAGUCGGCGGCGGACGGAUGUACUGGCCUGGGAACAGCUCGAUCAGAAUAUCCUCCUGAAAAUGGAUUACAGUCGUCGUUCUUCUGUUGGAGCGAUGAAGCUCAGAUCCCCAAAGUGCCCGUGAACGGUGCCGUUGACCCAGUUUGUCUUCCCCGGGAGUAUCAACCAUUCCCAGAACACCGGCCCAUAGCCGCUGCACUCAGAGACUGGACUGAGCGAUAUGCACGAGUACGAUGACGAGUGUCCCUUCUGGGAAUGGAUCUUCUCAUUUCAAACUCAAAAACAUUUGCUGCAUUACAGUGUUGCUGAUAAUGUAGGUUAUUUUGGACGUCUGACUCUUUAACUAUUUAUCAAACUCAGCAAGUAACCAACAAUGUUUUGAAGUGUCCUGUCAGCUGAAAGACAGCUGGACCCGGCAGGAGUUAGUACUUUAUUAGUGGACUUGAAGAAAUCUUGAAUACAGAAUUUCUGUAUCACAUAAAGUGACAUGAACUUUUAAUAUGGAAGACCAUUUGAUAUUAUUUCUUCUGUACAUGUUGUUCUGUAACUUCUCGUUAAGACCCAGCGUAUAUGCAGUUUCAGCGUGGCGUUUAGAGGACACGUCGUAGUCGAGGAGGACUUUAAAUCUGGACCUUUUAAUAACAAAGCAUGUGUUAUACGUAAAAGUAAAGAAAUGUUUCUCUCACUUAUGUAAAGUAAAUGCAGCUUCUGAUUAUCUGAACCUACCCACGUGAAGUUGAAUUAUCUUUAAAGGACAGGUUCACAAUGUUCCUGUCUUUAAAACAAUAUCCAUAUGUAUAGUGAAAUAAUUCUUGUUUGCUGUAAUCUUUCCUCCUGUUCGUACGGGAUAUGUAAAGAUCACUUCUUAGCACACGUGUCAAACUCAAGACCUGCGGGCCAAAUGCGGCCCAUCGUAAAUCUCGAUCUGGCUCGGUUUUCCAAUAAAUUGCGGCCCGCCUAGUUGUAGCUGAAGAAGAAUUGAUGAACUGGCAUCAAAGAAAAGAUGUCAGAUGUCUGGAAAUUGUCCAAUUUUUAUGGAUAAAUAGCAUGCCAACAUCGAUGCGUCUGUGAAAUAUAGUCUGCAUGAGAGUUUUGCUUGACAGCAAAUGUAUUUGUAAUUUUAAAGGUUCUUAUGUGCAGACAAUUGCAUGCUAGAAGGCUAGACUGUAUGGGACACGUAAACCACAUGAUCAAAUACUUAAUUUUAUUAUUAAAUGCUUCACACAACCAUUGCCUUGUAAUAUUCAGACCUGUGAAACAGGUGUGUGUACGUGUGCUGUAUGUUAGCCUGCUUGUACACAUGUAUUCAGAAGGCAUUUAUUUUGUUCGACUAAGUGCAACUUUUUUUGGGGCUUUAUGUCGACCAAAUUGUACGUGAGAAAACUAUACGGGACAUGCAACAAUAUAAUCUAAGAUAUUUAAUUUUAAUUUCUUUUGAUUAAAUAAAUGCUUGUCAAUAAAAUGUAAAUGUCUGGCCCUUGAUGUGAAUUUGAGUUGGACCCUCCCAUCCCAACAUGAUGGGGGACAAAAUCCACAGUGCUCUUUGUGCAAAAAAAAAAACAAACCCACCUGAGUGGAAAAAGGUUUUGCAAAAUGCUUCUGUAAUUACAUGUAAUGUAAUUACAUGUAAUGUUACACUCUGGAGCUUCUUUGUAUUCCUUGUGUACAAGAUCUAACCAAUGGCGAGACGAGCCUAAUUUAUUUUGCCAUUAAAAGAACUGUAGCCCCUC